AUGGCUCAGGUCAAGCGCAAGCAGUACGAGGACGACGCCGUCGCCCUCUACGACGUCGAGUUCGCGCCCGGACCGCUUGGCAUCCAGUUCGAGACGGGCUUCUACGGCCACCACGCGCUCGUGAAGGGCCUCGUGCGUGGCAGCCAGGCGAGUCGCCUCCUCCAAAGCGAAAACCACGCGAUCCAAGCGCAUGCGAUCCAGACCGGCCAUGUGCUCGUCGCUGUCAACGGCGUCGAUGUCACGGCCGACUCGUUUCCCGAUGUGAUGCGGUCGAUUCGCAGCGCUGCGCACCCGCGCGUCCUGCGUUUCCUUGACCCGAGCGUGCUCUCGCUCGACCAGUUCCACCACGAUCCAGCCCAGGAGCUCGUGAAUCGGUACACGCUUUUCGUUAGCGUCGCAGCUCAUGAACUUUCUUGCGGCAGUGACGAGUAUGGCUUUGCAAAGGAUGACAAGUACAUUCUGAAGCACCGACAGCAGUUGCGCCACCAACGCGAGAAGCCUGCGCGAUAUAAGCACGAAAAGCAGUGGCUGGAGCUGCUCCAAGAGAACGGAGGCUUCGACGGCCUCCAGGUCUCGCUGCACGAGAGCUCCGAGGAUGAGAGUACGCACGUCCGCGAGCUCCUCCAGCCGCUCGUCGUUGGCGGCAUUCCGUCGGCCUAUCGCCCCGCCAUGUGGCUCUUGUUGGCGAAUGUCGCGACCUACAAGGCGCGCUUCCCACUCGACUACUACCAAAGCCUCCUCCAUCGCGAAGACCACCGAGGCAGCACGGUCGACGACAUUGAGAAGGACGUUGGGCGCACGUACCCCGAGCACACGUUCUUCCAGGCGGAGCGCGGCAAGGUCGAGCUCACCAACGUGCUUUUGGCGUACGCGAUGCACCGGCGCGAGAUCGGGUACUGCCAGUCCAUGAACUUUAUCGUGGGCAUCCUCGUGCUCUUCCUGCCCGAAGAAGACGCGUUCUGGCUCCUCGCCGUGCUCUUGGACAAGUUUCUGCCGUGGGAGAACUACUCGCGGAGCAUGGUCGGCGCCCAAGUCGACCAGAUCGUCUUCAAGCGGCUCGUGAAGCUCCAAGCGCCGGCGCUCAGCGCGAUGCUCGAGACGCACGGCAUCGACAUCGAACUCGUGUCUCUCCAGUGGUUUCUCUGCGUCUUCCUCUGCACGCUGCCCCUCGAGACGGCACUGCGCGUAUGGGACCUCCUCCUCUUCUACGGCCAAGAGGUCGUCUUCGACGCCGCGCUCUGCGUCCUGCAGCUGGGCGAGCAAGACAUCAUGGGCGUCGCGUCGCACGCAGAGCUCUUCCAGCGCGUGCGGGAGCUCGGGACCGAGCUGCAUGACGCCGACGCCUUUGCCGAGUUUGUGCACGCGUUCAUGCAGAACGAGCGCAAGGCGCCGACCGGGCCCUUGGACCAGCUCGUGGCCAAAGUCACGCGGUUCCUCGACAAGAGCGCAGCGCCAGCCGUCGCCCCGUCGCCCAAGCUCUACACCUUUGACGACAUUGAGCAGUGGCGGCUGGAAGCACGGCCGCAGGUCGAAGCCAACGAGCGCGAGAUGCAGCGCUUCCGUGAGACCUGCGCCGAGUAGACGACCCACAAUCAAAAUCAAACUCAAAAUCUUUU
Messenger RNA from Saprolegnia parasitica CBS 223.65, 1616 nucleotides. RefSeq lists its product as hypothetical. The transcript is spliced from 10 exons. The coding region runs from base 1 to 1581 and encodes 526 amino acids. Gene Ontology annotation, molecular function: protein binding. Lineage: Eukaryota; Oomycota; Saprolegniomycetes; Saprolegniales; Saprolegniaceae. The record is from RefSeq and is a predicted model, not a curated record.